AUGGACAUGGUACUACACAACGUUGUUGGGAUGGCCUCUCCACAUUUGUGGAUCCCAAGCCCUUUGAAUGACAUUAGGGAAGGGGAAAAAACAGACUUAGGGGAUGCCCAUCAGAAUUGUUCAUCAUCACAUGAAACGAAAGAGAGGCUCAUGGAGGAUUCCUUCGCUGCAUAUCUUGAUGUCAUCGAUGGAGAUUCUAAACAGUCCAUAUUAGUCUAUAAAUUCUGCAUUACCUGGUUGUUGGGGUUUCUGAGAGAUGUUUGUUUUGCAAGGCUUGAUUUGGCAAUGUCGAAAGUGGAUGACAUUGACAAUCUUGUAGCUGCUAGGAUAGUCUUGAAGUCUAGCUUAGAGAAUUCAAAAGCUCUUGCCUCUGCCCUGGACAGUACAGGUCAAAGAUUGGAGGGGAUGAAACAAAGAUUACCAUCUUUGGAAGUUGCUGUUAGACAUGUUCCGAGGAAAAAGAGCACAUUUUUUGCAAUUAGAGAGCAUAUCGAUCGUGCAAUUGGCCCUGCUGCAGCGGUGCUGAAGGUGUAUGAUACCAUUCAAGGGCUCCAGAAGUCAAUUUUAUCACACCCAUGUUCUGAUCUCUCAACUUACCUGCUGAUGGUGAAGCAGCUUAAGGAAUCAUUGAAAUUUCUGACCGGCAACUGUGGCCUAGCAAUUCAGUGGCUGGAGGCUAUUCUUGAGUUUCUGGAAGAUAAUGCAGUUCAUGAUGAUCUGUACAUCUUGAAUGUCAAGAAGUCAUUGGGCAUUCUGCAAGAGUUGCAUGCUACUGAGGAACGUGCUUGGCUCAGCGGGGGGAUUAUCUGUGCUGCAUUUGACAAACUCGAAAACGAAUUCAAGCAGCUUCUUAUGGAGAACUGCAUUCAUGUUGUUCUGGAUAUGGAUAUUUUCUCAUCUUCCAUUGGAAAUGAAGCCUCCAUUGCUUCAUCUCCUUUGCCAGUUGCUGUUAUACAGAAGCUUCAGGCUAUUAUUGACAGACUAGAUGCAGAUAAUAGGCUUGAGAAGUGUAUGUCGACUUAUGUUGAAGUUCGGAGUCUGAUUACCGAGAGAAGCUUUCGAGCUCUUGAAUUGAAUUACCUCGACCAGUCAAUCAGCGAAUUCGAUGAUGUGCAAGAUGUAGAGUUUUACAUAGAUCAAUGGUGCAGGCAUUUGGAGUUUGCUGUAAAGCACAUUUUUGAAAUUGAAUACAAGCUCUGCAGUGACGUUUUUGAGAAGAAUGGACCAGAAGUUUGGAUGGAUUGCUUCGCAAAAAUCAUUACGCAAUCUGGAAUUCUUUCUUUCCUCCACUUUGGGAAGAAGAUCACAAUGUGUAAGAACGAUCCGCUCAAGCUCUUAAAGCUAUUGGACAUUUUUUCGAUCUUGGACAAUCUGAGAGUGGAUUUCAACAGACUUUUUCGCGGGCCAGCAUGCAUUGAAAUCCAGACUCUGACUAGGAAUCUCAUCAAGGGAGUUGUUAAUGGUGCUUGUGAGAUUUUCUGGGAACUUCCGAUCCAAGUGGAGCUGCAAAGGCGAAGUUCUCCUCCUCUAAACGGCAGUGUUCCAAGGCUAGUAAGCUUUGUAACUGAUUACUGUAAUCGUCUACUAGGGGAUGAUUAUCUGCCACUAUUGACUCAGAUUCUGACAAUCCAACAAAGUUGGAAACAAGAGAAGUACCAAGAAGAACUUAUCACCAACCAGAUUUAUUACAUAAUAAAGCAGAUUGGUCUGAACUUGGAUGUGUGGUCAAAGGCCCACUAUGAUUUCACAUUGUCCUACCUUUUCAUGAUGAACAACCAUUGUCAUUUUUGCAGUUUGAAAGGCACAAAGCUUGGAGAUUUGAUGGGAGAAUCUUGGCUGAAAGCUCAUGAACAGUAUAGGGACUAUUACAUGACUCUUUACCUGAGAGAAAGUUGGGGCAAAACAUUUGCUCUCCUUAGCCAAGAGAGUCGAAUUUCAUCUUCUCCGACUGGUGGAUUUGUCGGAGACUUGGCCAAGAAGAGACUGAAGUCCUUCAUUGAGGAGUUUGAUCACAUGUACCAGAAGCAAUCCAAUUGGGUUGUUCCCAAUGAAGACUUGAGGUUGAAGAUGUGUAAACUUGUUGUCCAAGCUUAUGUUCCUGUUUAUAGGAGCUACUUGCAGAACUAUGGAUUUCGAGCCGAAACGGAUGCUAGUGCCAGCAGACGUGUGAAAUAUAGUGCGCAAGGUUUGGAAACCAUGCUCAGCUCUCUUUUUCGGCCGAAGCUAAGUAUGUCUGGCAGCACAAAACACAACCGCUUGAUUGGUAAAAUAAAAGAUAUUGUGACAGAUAAUUUUCGAUUGACACUUACGGCUGCAUGA
Messenger RNA from Dovyalis caffra, 2319 nucleotides. The record is from the annotation of a GenBank genome assembly. NCBI's taxonomy places the organism in Eukaryota, Viridiplantae, Streptophyta, Magnoliopsida, Malpighiales, Salicaceae.